AUGCUGCGUGGUCCAGAAAUGCUGAAGAGCCGCUGUUGCGUCCUAUUUGGUGACCUGAAGGUGCUGUUACUCCGGCCCCUGACUCCGGCAUUGAUCCCCAUGACCGGACACAUACCGGACAGCCAUGGGGUCCCUUCAGACGUCAGUGUACCGGACGACAACACGUUAACGGCCCAUCAGGGGCCGGGGGACAUUUGGACUGCCCCGCCACCGGGGGGUGCCAGCGGGCCGGAGAGAGACAGACUGGCGGGUGGCUCAGGCUGGGUGGAUGUGGCAGCGGCAGAGCCAUCGGGGGUAUUACACUGCAGCAGCUCCUCUGAUAGCUGGGCUAAGGACAAGCUGGAACAGAGGUUCUCCAUGUGCAGUUAUAGUGAGAGUGGCAGCAUCAGGACACCUGUCUGCAGGAUCUGCUUCCAGGGACCUGAAACGGGGGAGCUGCUGAGCCCGUGUCGCUGCAGUGGGUCGGUCCGCUGUACCCACCAGCCCUGCCUCAUCAAGUGGAUCAGUGAGAGAGGGUCCUGGGCCUGUGAGCUCUGCUACUACAAGUACCAGGUCAUCAGCACCAGCACCAGGAACCCACUACAGUGGCAGUCCAUCUCCCUGGCGGUGAUAGAGAAGGUUCAGAUAGCGGCAGCGGUUCUGGGGUCUAUGUUCCUGGUGGCCAGUCUGUCCUGGCUGGUCUGGUCGUCCUUCAGUCCCUCGGCACGCUGGCAGAGACAUGACCUGCUUUUCCAGAUCUGCUACGGCAUGUACGGAUUCAUGGACAUCGUCUGCUUCGCUCUAAUCAUCCAUGAAGGACCUUCAGUGUUCCGUAUCUUUAACCGGUGGCGGGCUGUCAACCAGCAGUGGAAGGUUCUCAACUACGACAAGACCGCUGACAGUGAGGACCUGAAGACAGCAGCCACAGUGCGGACUCUCUCUCAGCCUCAGUCUAGCCAGAGAAACCAGCCUGGGACAGGACUAGGACUAUCCUCCGCCACCUCCCCUCUGGCUGCUGCCGCCACAGCACCGGACUUAGCUACAGCAUCACCAGCCACAGGGAUAGGGCUGGUCACACAGGGUUCCACUGAGCAGGCCAGUGGGACAGCUGGACCAGACCAACACUGUGCUGCCUACAAUAUCCUCCACCUCCUCAGCCACCUGAGGCAGCCAGAGGCCCACGGCCACCCCAACCACAGCACCCGGGAGCUGGUCAUGAGAGUCACUACAGUCUGAGGCUCUGACUGAGGCCUUGUCAGGGAGAGAUUUGACAUUGAAAUGGAAGGCCUUGGUCUAAAAAAAAAAGUUUA
Salvelinus namaycush (lake trout) is the source of this 1289-nucleotide messenger RNA. RefSeq names its product E3 ubiquitin-protein ligase MARCHF4-like. Bases 1 to 1215 code for a protein of 404 amino acids. Lineage: Eukaryota; Metazoa; Chordata; Actinopteri; Salmoniformes; Salmonidae. Gene Ontology annotation, molecular function: zinc ion binding; ubiquitin-protein transferase activity. The record is from RefSeq and is a predicted model, not a curated record. The transcript is spliced from 4 exons. Gene Ontology annotation, biological process: protein ubiquitination.